Molecule: messenger RNA, 1329 nt
Organism: Tribolium madens (black flour beetle)
Lineage: Eukaryota; Metazoa; Arthropoda; Insecta; Coleoptera; Tenebrionidae
Gene: Ctr1A
Product: high affinity copper uptake protein 1
Exons: 6
Coding region: 330-911 (193 amino acids)
Biological process (GO): copper ion transmembrane transport
Cellular component (GO): membrane
Molecular function (GO): copper ion transmembrane transporter activity
Source: RefSeq, a predicted model, not a curated record
CUAGUUGUUUCUGUCAAAUGUCAAAUUGUGAAGUUGCACAACAAUUAUUUAAAUAUUUUUUUAAUUAGGUCUUCAAAAUGCUUUAACGAAACAAUUCGCUCAAAUCAACAUCCUCAUUUUGUUAAAAAACUGAGCAUUAGUGUCAAUACCUUUUAUAUAAAUUUCCGGACAUAACCUAAAAAUGUGGCUCAUAUUCUAAGAUCAAAGUGAAAGGCACAAGAAUUGUUAUUUAUUUAAAACUGGAGUAGUUGAGCUUUCACCGACACUUUUAAUAUUGGACAGUAGUUCGGCCUUAGCUGGGAUUUUGCGAAUAAGGACAAGUCUAAGAAAUGGAUCACCAACACAUGAACCACGACAUGGACCACAGUAUGCAUAAAGGAAUGGACCAUAGUAUGGGCCACAACAUGGGCACUACAACCAUGCCCAAACAUGAUAUGAGCCAUAUGUCCAUGGCUUUCCAUACUGGUUAUAAUGAAACUGUGCUUUUUGACCAAUGGAAAUUUACAACAAUUGGUGGUUUGAUUGGUUCUAUGAUUGGAAUUUUCUUCAUGGCAGCUCUUUACGAAGGCUUAAAAUAUUACAGAGAAUACCUAUUUUGGAAAACUUACAAUGCGCUACAAUACAGGGCCGUAACACUUCCCGAAAAGGGAGUCGUAUCUGAAGACAAUCAAAUUGUCCAUAUGGUGGGAGAAGUCAUCCAUAAACAGCCACCAACGAUGCUGAGCGGCAUGCACUUCUACCAAACGGUCCUUCACAUGAUUCAAAUGGUCCUAUCGUACUUUCUGAUGUUAAUUUUUAUGACGUACAAUGUAUGGUUGUGUUUAGCAGUAGUUAUAGGAGCGGGAGUUGGUUAUUUUCUUUUCGGUUGGAAAAAAUCUGUUAUAGUCGACGUGACAGAACACUGCCAUUAACGAUAGUUUAGUAGAAAAUUAGUGGUUAAGUACUAUAUUUUAUUUGUCUUGCCGGUGCAUUAAAAUAUAUAUUUAAUUCGGAUGCAAGACUGACAUUCGUUAAGUGCCUGCUUUUUAAUUUUUUAAAGUACAUAACGAAUUUUUAGUUUUGUAAUGUUUUAGUUAUCAAGACAUCCAUAUCAUGAACUUUUGAACAUUUUUUAUUAAGGAAUUAAAAUUACAAAAUCGCAGCCAUCUUUUGUAAUUUUAUUGUUCUCAUUUUUGGUGAAGUUACAGUAUGAGAUUACUAGUUAAGAGUGUUUAUUAUUAUAUUUGUUUAGAAAAGUAUUUAAAUUCGUAACUUCAAUUAGUAUUAUUAAUUAAAUAUUGUAUAUACGGUGAUUUUUGUGAACGUAAGAAAUAAAAAGUAAUAUGUGCA